This is a messenger RNA of Haliotis rufescens (red abalone), 8270 nucleotides long. Its product is annotated as glucose-6-phosphate 1-dehydrogenase-like. Lineage: Eukaryota; Metazoa; Mollusca; Gastropoda; Lepetellida; Haliotidae. Gene Ontology annotation, molecular function: NADP binding; glucose-6-phosphate dehydrogenase activity. The transcript is spliced from 12 exons. The coding region runs from base 58 to 1584 and encodes 508 amino acids. Gene Ontology annotation, biological process: pentose-phosphate shunt, oxidative branch; glucose metabolic process. The record is from RefSeq and is a predicted model, not a curated record. Gene Ontology annotation, cellular component: cytosol.
CACGGCGCAUCCGGGAGAUUUACUUCCUGCUCAGUUCGUCUGCACAGUACGGCAAACAUGGAUUCGCCGGCAACAGAGGAAGUUUUGUCUCGCAUUCGAGAUUCCUUGGAACACGAAGGCCACGGUGCUUAUGUCUUUGUCGUUCUCGGUGCCUCGGGAGAUCUGGCAAAGAAGAAAAUUUACCCGACAUUAUGGUGGCUUUUCAAAGAUGGACUCCUUCCUCCAAAGACUUACUUCAUCGGCUAUGCAAGAAGCAAACUUACUGUAGAGGAUGUCAAGAAGCAAUGUCUUCCACACAUGAAGGUGAAGAACGGGGAAGAAAAGAAGGUGGAUGAGUUUUUCAAACUGCAUCAGUACGUGGCCGGGAGCUACGACCAAACAGGAGACUUCUCCAGACUGAACAAGGCCAUCGAGCAGAAGGGCGACCCCAACAGGCUCUUCUAUCUGGCUCUGCCACCCUCAGUCUUCGAGAAGGUAACCCUCAACAUCAAGGCUGUCUGCAUGUCAAAAAAAGACAAAUGGACACGUAUCAUCGUAGAGAAGCCGUUUGGACAUGAUCUGGAGUCGUCCAAUCGUUUGUCAGCCCAUCUGUCCGCCCUGUUUAAUGAGGAGGAGCUGUACCGAAUUGAUCACUAUCUUGGCAAGGAGAUGGUGCAGAAUCUCAUGGUUCUCAGAUUUGCGAACCGCAUCUUCAGCCCCAUCUGGAACCGGGACAGUAUUGCCAGCGUUGUCAUCAGUUUCAAGGAGCCAUUUGGCACUCAGGGAAGAGGCGGAUAUUUUGACCAGUUCGGCAUCAUCAGAGAUGUGAUGCAGAACCACUUGCUCCAGAUCCUGACACUGGUUGCCAUGGAGAAGCCACCUUCAACAGGAGCUGAAGACAUCCGAAAUGAGAAGGUCAAGGUGUUACGAAGCAUCCAGCCGGUGAAGAUGGAUGAGGUGGUGCUCGGCCAGUAUGUGGGCAAGACGGAUGGCAAGGGAGAUGAGAAGGAUGGAUACCUAGAUGAUCCCACCGUCCCCAAGGGUUCAGUGACCCCCACAUUUGCCACUGCUGUGAUGUUUGUGAGGAAUGAAAGGUGGGACGGUGUGCCAUUCAUACUCCGCUGUGGCAAAGCCCUAAAUGAACGGAAGGCCGAGGUGCGUGUACAGUUCCGUGAUGUGGCUGGUGAUAUCUUCCCUUCUGGUGAGGUGAAGCGCAAUGAGCUGGUGAUCCGCGUCCAGCCCAAUGAGGCGGUGUACUUGAAGAUGAUGACCAAAACUCCUGGUAUGGCUAUUGAGUGUGAAGAAUCGGAACUGGACCUGUCCUAUGGAAGCCGCUACAAGGACGUAAAGCUCCCUGAUGCCUACGAGCGUCUAAUCCUGGAUGUCUUCAUGGGGUCUCAGAUCCACUUUGUCCGAUCUGACGAGCUGUUGGAGGCGUGGAGGAUCUUCACACCGCUACUGCACCAGGUGGACAAGGAAAAACCAAAACCAAUUCCCUACGUCUAUGGCAGCCGAGGUCCCAAGGAGAAUGAUGAGUUGUGUGCACGGUACAACUUCACAUACACUGGGACCUACAAGUGGGUCAAGCCCGAUGCCAACUUGUGAUGAGGGAAAUAGCCUUUGUCACCCGACACAUCAUCUCCCGCCAUCUUGUGCACAUCUCUGUGAGGGAUCGGUUGUAGAAGACAUCGUAUAUACCAGACUGAGAGCAUGUUCCAUAAAUCUGUCUUAGUCUUCCAGCUACGAUUAUGUAAUGGAAAUAGUGCUAAGAUGUUUUGUGGAACAGCUGUGAGUUUAGUUCAACAAAGUCACUGAUGGAUCCAGAGGGCGCACUCAACUUAUCUUCAGGCGCCUUACCCGUGAACUGUGCCCUCGACCAAGUCACGAUGUGAAGACUGUCACUUUGUGACUUGGGUAUUACGUGUACUCACCCCUUGUCAAAGUCCUGGAUCCACCUCUGAAAGCGAUCAUCCUACUCAUAUGUGUAUUUUUUUAUUAUUAUUUUUUUACCAAUGUUAUUAUGUUGAACUGCCCGGUGAGUGAUAAAGGCCUUUUAUCUGUAUCUCAAAAUUAUGAUUAGUCAUGAAAGUGUUUCAACUCGGUGAAUGACGUUUCUAGUAGUUCUACUUAUACUGAUCUUAUUCAUAAGUGAAGGAACAAGAGUAUCAGAUACCCUUAACACAUGUGACUUUUACAUGUUUUUUGGUUAUGACCCCGACAUGUAGUCACGGGGACACUUGUGACCCAUUGAUCAGAGGCACUGCAACUUGCUGUACAGAGUUGUGUCCCUUAGCUGGGAUGAGUUGUGUCCCUUAGCUGGGAUGAGUUGUGUCCCUUAGCUGGGAUCAGCUGAUCGAGAUUUGAAUUCUGUGUUUGCACAGAAAAUGAUUCUCGGUUUGUCAGUACGAUUCUGUGGUUGUGGGUUUUCGCCAGAGUUGUAAAUCUGACCUGCAUCACUUUGGGCUUUCUUCCAACUCUCAUACCAUGAUAUAACAGAAAUAGUGUUCGGAGCAGCGUGAAACCUUACUCACUCACUCACUCUUCAGAACAUAUAUUCCACCUGCAUAUGGUUGACAACUCCGCAAUACUUCUGUUCUACCUUUGUCCGUGAUGUUUAUGUAUCCUGCCUUAGAUAUAAUUUCUUUUUGAAACUUGCACCACUUUCAGAUUCGUGAAAAUGUUUGAAUAAUUAAUUAGAAAUAUAUUGUCUGUUUCCAUUUUGGACUGAAAUGUUUAAAAUGUCACCUUUGAUCUCAGAUAUGUUUUGUUGAGCUGAUGUCAAGCUGUUUACUCAGACAAGUGCUCUUAUACUUAAAGUGCUCUCUUAUUAUUUAUUGCAAAAAACUACCAUAUUGUCCACAUUUUCUAUCAUGUUGAAUGGUAACUAUAACGUCAGUCGGUAUUUUAUCCCGGUGUUCUGUAUAUGUUAUGGACUGUCGGGUAGCCUAGUGGUUAAAGUGUUCGCUUGUCACGCCGAAGACCCGGGUUCGAUUCCCGACAUGGGUACAAUGUGUGAAGCCCAUUUCUGGUGUCCCCCACCGUGAUAUUGCUGGAAUAUUGCUAAAAGCGGCGUAAAACCAUACUCACUCACUCACUGUAUAUGUUACAGCCUGUUUGAAAUGUUAGAAAUGUCAAGAUUUAGUACUUGUAACAUUUCAAACAUUGAUAUUGUCUGUUCACUGUUGACUUACUGAUCACUGGGGGUGUCACAAUAUAUCAAUCAUCAUGAAUUGACACCUGACGCUACCAGACAGGAUAUGGCUACCUUCGUAUUGCAUUCAAUUGGCAUUACCUUUCUGUGUGUCACAAAACAGCUAAAUCACAUCAAACUAUCAGAACAAAACGGAAUAAAUCAGUCAUGCAAGUUAAGCACAUAUUGAUUGAUAGCAACAGCCCCUUUUUAGCCGGGCUGCGUGGAAUAUUUCAUGCAAAAUUUAUGCAAAUUAAGUAUUGAUCACUUCGAGUAUCACAGUCUGUGUCAAUACAUGAGCUAAGCAUAUCGUGACACCGUUAUUGAUGAUCACAUUAUGUGUUUUCUCAUUCAUUUGUACCUGCCUCGCCAUAUAUCUUGUCGGUCAAUUAAUCUUAAAGACUAUAUACGAAAGGUAUUUCAAUUUCAGUUUCGUAUUUAUGAACUUCUUUCGAAUUUUUCUUGCAGGAAGGAUGUCUGUAGCCAGUAUUGUCACCAUUUUCUGAAAGUGAAUUUUAAUAAUAUUAAUAGUUUGAUCUUACAAGUUGAUUGAAACGUAAAUAUUUUGAUAUAUUGGUUUGCGGCUUGUUUCAAACUUGUGUAAUGAGGUCUUUGCCAAGUGGGUUUCCAGUUUCAAAUUGAUGGUAGUAAGAGGCAAACAAAUACAUCAGGUGGUCAGACUUAGUGAGUUGGUUGAUUGUGUCAUCUAAUCACAACACCCUGGCGAGUUGCUCACAACAUCGAUCACUGGAUUGUCUGGUCCAGACCCUAUCAUUUGAAGGCAGUCGUGUGUAGCUGGAAUAUUAUUGAGUGCAGCAAUAUACAAACAAACAACAACCUUUGCCUCAUUUUAACAUGCUGCCAAACAUAUGCUAUCACAUUGACUAUUUCUAUUAUAUACACGGGCACUCAAGUCGUUAGUCUUGUCUCAGUUUUGCAACUUAUGUCCUGUCCAGUGAUAGAAUACGACUCCAUAACAUCCCAAGCAUCAGGUUUUUCUGUAUAAUGACAUGUAUUAUAUACUAAUCAAAACACAUUAAGAACACAACAGAUUCGCAAUAGUAAAAAUGAACAAAUCGGGUGGUCCUUAACUUCUUUUGAGUAGUAUAUGCCAUUAUUAAGAUGGUUUUUGUAUUGGGACAUUUGAAACCAAUGAUGACAGAAUCUAUGAUGUUUGUCACCAUGGUAACUUGUACCAUAGUCUUCCACCAACUGUAGUGUAUAUAGAUGUUUGGGUAUAUACUUGUCAGUAUUCAGGGGUAUCUGUACGGUAACAUUCAUGAUGCGAGCCUUGUUGGAAUAGCCAUGCAGAGGAAUGCCAGAACUAAUAAGGCCUUCCACACAAAAGUAAUCUCACGAUUGUCCUGAUUAUCAACCAUGGUUUGUUAUCAUUGCUCAUGGGUUUCACGGAAGAGGUAACCAUGACUGAUCCCCAGCAACCUAGACGAACUUAAAGGCUUGAUGACUUCAUUAAUUGAGUGUCAUUGCACCCCUACGAGUUGCUGAUAAUAUCAAUCACUGGAUUGUCUGGUCCAGACUGAGACGUAACAGACUGCCUUCAUUUAGCCAGAACAUUGCUGUGUGUGGCAUAAUACAACUUGACAUGAGUAAUGCCCCAUUUCACUACGACCACGAAUAUCCCGAAUGUUCGUAGAUAAAUCUUAGACAUUUCUUGAAGUUCUUAAGUGAAUCUUAUUUGAUUCCCAAACAUUCGUACAGUUCGCGGGAGUUCGUCGAAUCAGCGAGAAAGCUUUUGUUUGUCAAAAACUUUCGUGGAAGGGUCCCCGAAUUGCAAUUUCGUGGCUGUAUCGUAAUCCAUUCGUAAUGAAUUCUUAUGUUCCGCAACAGCUUUGUAAUCGAUUCUUUUGCACACUUGGCUAUUCUUAACGAUUCGUGGCUCCCAUAAUUUCUUGUCCUCAACCUGAAAACAUCCCGAAACAGCCACGAAUGACCCGAGUCAACUACGAAUCAUGUAAGAAUUAAGUAAGAACAACUUUCGGCAUAUUCGUAACUUAGUCGUAGGCAAUUUGUGCAUGAUCCGUACAUGAAUCUUGUAAUUAGUACAUGUUUUUUAACCCAUUCCUCAUAUUUUUCAACCCGAUUAGCCAAGAAAGUUUGCAUUAUUGGCCGAAUCAUCACGAAUUUCGAAAGUUUCCGAUUCGGGGUGAUUUGGGAUAUUCGGGGUCGUAGUGAAAGGGUGGCAUUAGUGAGUUGGAAUGAAGACUCAAGCUGGUUCAGAGAUCGAGAGACUCGGCUACAGUUCAGGUUACACACUAAGUUCAGCUUAAGGGACAUAAUAGAGGUAGGCAGCUAAUUAUACCACUGAUUUAGGUGCAGUUCAUCCUCACAAAGACUUUAGAGCGAUCAUCAACACAAGCCUGUAAAUGUUGGAUCCUCUGGAACAAGUUUGCAUUUUUAUUUUGAUCAAUAAUAAAUUCAUAAUUGAUAUGAAUAUACUCGUAUAUGGCCAGUAUUUGGAAUAUUACCCUUGUUAUUGGUUGUGUGAAAUAUUGUAUGACUCACACAGAUCAACUGGGCAAUCAUAUUCGUUUCUCUAUUCCACGUGAGGGCAGGGUGUUAAUUGCUUACUGCAUAAUGGCUUUAAUAUUCACGUCAGGUGUUUUAUCACUGUUUGCCUAUAAUUGGUGCCAUUGAGUGGCUAACAAUGUGUAUAUUUUUAUGAUCAAACUGUCUUGUGGUUGUGCUUGAAGUAACUGGUACAUGGUUUAUGUAAUUUGUUGAUUGUUAUUUUGCAGUACUAAUACAUCUCUGUAUCAGCUAUAUGGUACAAUGUUACCCACCUUUAUCAACAAAGAACAAAGUCAAGAAACCUUUUUUUACAGGACUUAGUCAGACUUGUGAUAAUUCUAGCUGUCAAAUGAAAUAUUGUUAUUUUAUCAUUUAAUCACCUUUUUCAGCUUGAAUGUUGCCAGAUUUACCUUGAAUUAUAGCUUCUAAUCUAUAUAUCCUACUUAUUUCAAAUUGUGUGAGUGUCGGAUGCUACCAGGAGGGCAGGAUAUGCUUACCCUUCUUACAAACACCUGGUGUCGAAACUGAUUGUCAGUGAUCCCUUCAUUGAAUUUUCCCCACUAUUUCGCCCUUUACGUCCAAUUGAAUCUGUUUCGGCAGAUAAUUGAGACUGAUUAUUAUCUGACUUUGACGUUAUAUAUUUACUAUCUCAUUGUAUCUAUUCAACAAAUGAUAAAGGACGUAUUUUGAACACGUUGAAGGGGAAUCUUUGAAAAAUUAACAAAUAAAUACAAAGACUAAUCUAAACAUACAAGAUCCAUUGUGUCAAAAGUGAUUUUCUUUUUGAAUCCUGCGAAAUGUAUGAAAGUGACAUACAUUUCCCUUGUCUGUCAAACACGUGGGUAUUCCGAAGAUGUUUGAAAAAGAUACCUGAGAUAAUUUGUCGUAUGUAAUUUAUGUAAUGUAAUGAAAUAUACCACCAAGCAGCAUAACAAAUUCCUGAAGAGGCAAAAACAUAUAGUUGUUAGAAGACAAAAGCAAAUAUGAUCUUGAACCUUUGAUCCAAACUCAUCCAGUAGAUUCCAUAAGAUGUGUCAGUCAGUAGCCGCCUACCAAUAUGCUGGUUGCAAUGAGUGCAGAUGCAGUUGUUUUGUUGAUUGCGUGACAUCAUGCCCUGAUGGUGUGUGGCAUCGCUCAUAACGUCAAUCACUGGUUUGUCUGACCCAUGCUUUAUUAUUCACGGGCCACCAUAAUAUCUUCUUGGCUUUGGUUUACCAGUGACUUGUAAUAAACUUGAUUAUGAUAUCUUCUUGGCUACUGUUUAAUCAAUGACUUGUAAUAAACUUGAGUAUAAUAUCUUCUUGGCUACUGUUUACUCAAUGACUUGUGAUUAGGUUGAUUAUAAUAUCUUCUUGGCUAUAGUUUGCACAAUAACUUGUAAUAAAUUUGAUUACGAUUUUGAUUUCUAUUCCAUGUGCUGCCAAUGUUAUUCCAAGCAUUCUUGAUCAUUUUUGCAAAGAGUAAUUUAUUGAGUGUGUUUGAUCAUUUUUACAAUGAGAAAUUUAGGAAACACAUACCGGUGUUAAUAUUAGAGCUUUUGUUUCUGUUGCUUGUUACAGUUGUUUAUCUGCGUAGUUAUAUAUUGCAGUGAUGUUUUAGAUGCUGUUUUGUAAUCAAAUACUCCAUGUAGACGAUGAUAACAAUAGGUGAUUGUUAUUUACCUGUAAUACAGGUAUGUAUCUGAUCCAUCCUUUGUAUUUCUUUUGUGACAUUGUUGAAUCAAGAUGUAUUUUGAACAUAUAUUUUAGUAUACAUAUGACAUUAAUUGUUGUCAGCAUCAUGAUUGUUGUUUUCCUGGCUUGGAAAUGAUCAGCAAUCACUGAAAUGAAACAGUUGCAAGUAAAUAUUUUGAAAAUUCUUUGUUGAUUAUGUAGGUCCUUCCAUGCAUUCAUUCAUCAACAUUGUGGUAUCAAGUGUUACAUAUCUCCGGUCCACAAGAUUUCCCACAAUUCUAGCUGAUUCUAAUCCCGUGACGCAGGACAUGUUGUCCUCACAAAAUGGCUUCCAUUCUGUAAUGGACCUGGCCAGAGACAUCAGGACUCACCUGCAGACCACUCUACUCCCACUGUCUGUCCGUGACCAGCUGGUGAUUGAGGGAUGCAGACUUACUACAAUGUUUCUUACUUCUCCAUGUUAAACACUGAAACGUUAAUUGCCAUUAUUGCUGCAGAAGCCUUUGUCAUUUUGACAGCCAAACAGACUCAGUGUAAACAUGUAACUGGUCCAUAGGUAAGUCUAGUUUUGAUAAUGGAAAGUUUCGUUGUAUUCUUUAUAUUCUUGUUGUGGUUUUUCAACAGUAAACAUGUUCAAAACUGUGACUUCAGAAAUCUAUAAGAUGAAAAAUGUUUCCUUGGAAGUAACCUUAUGCUGUUAAAUGUGGUAUGUGCAUGUUUCUACUGUCAGAAAUGUUAGAGAUCUUAUUCCUAAAAUUAAAAAGAAAUCUCUAGUCUGUCACAGAUUUCGAAUGCUGACUUUGCUUUGUUAGCCAGAUGUAGGCUGCAAAUAAGAGUUAAUGAUUGUGUGAAUUUGUACACAGGAUAAAAACUUAAAAGCAUAAAAGCAGUGUAAAAUA